CAGGACCUCGACGAAGGCAAUCCGACAACACAGCCAUGGCUCCACGCUCUUACAGCAAGACCUACAAGGUCCCACGUCGUCCCUUUGAGGCCGCUCGUCUUGACUCCGAGUUGAAGAUCGUCGGUGAAUACGGUCUCCGCAACAAGCGUGAGGUGUGGCGUGUCCAGCUCACUCUCUCCAAGAUUCGUCGUGCUGCCCGUCAGCUGCUCACCCUCGACGAGAAGGACCCAAAGCGCCUCUUCGAAGGAAAUGCCCUCAUUCGUCGUCUGGUCCGUGUCGGUGUGCUUGACGAGUCCCGUAUGAAGCUCGAUUACGUCUUGGCCCUGAAGGUUGAGGAUUUCUUGGAGCGUCGUCUUCAGACUUGCGUCUACAAGCUCGGUCUCGCCAAGUCCAUCCACCACGCCCGUGUCCUGAUCCGCCAGCGUCACAUCCGUGUCGGCAAGCAGAUUGUCAACGUCCCAUCAUUCAUCGUCCGUCUCGACUCUCAGAAGCACAUCGACUUCGCUCUCAGCUCGCCAUUUGGUGGAGGACGUCCAGGUCGUGUCCGCAGAAAGAAGGCCAAGGCUGCCGAGAAGGGUGGUGACGAUGAGGAGGGCGGCGAGGAGGAGGAGGAGUAAACUCUUCACUCGGAUCCAAGCUACGUCACCACGAUUUGACAGGGAAUGGGAAUGGCAUAGGCAUGGCGUUCAGCGUGCAGGAUUCAAGCACAUGCGGCUUCCAUGUAGCCUCCGAAAAUGAUACCAGCUGAAUCACACCUCCCUGCU
This is a messenger RNA of Pseudocercospora fijiensis CIRAD86, 764 nucleotides long. RefSeq lists its product as uncharacterized. The record is from RefSeq and is a predicted model, not a curated record. Gene Ontology annotation, biological process: positive regulation of translational fidelity; translation. Lineage: Eukaryota; Fungi; Ascomycota; Dothideomycetes; Mycosphaerellales; Mycosphaerellaceae. Gene Ontology annotation, molecular function: rRNA binding; structural constituent of ribosome. Bases 36 to 617 code for a protein of 193 amino acids. Gene Ontology annotation, cellular component: cytosolic small ribosomal subunit. The transcript has 5 exons.